Molecule: messenger RNA, 1466 nt
Organism: Trametes versicolor FP-101664 SS1
Lineage: Eukaryota; Fungi; Basidiomycota; Agaricomycetes; Polyporales; Polyporaceae
Product: MFS general substrate transporter
Exons: 6
Coding region: 73-1416 (447 amino acids)
Biological process (GO): transmembrane transport
Cellular component (GO): membrane
Molecular function (GO): transmembrane transporter activity
Source: RefSeq, a predicted model, not a curated record
GCUCAGGUCGCGCUUGAGCAGCUCGACCCGGAGCUGGUCAAGAAGACGUGGCGGAGGGUGGACUGGCACAUCAUGCCCAUCGCAGUAUGGCUAUACCUGGCUUCAUACAUUGACCGAGCAAACAUCGGAAAUGCAAAAGUCCUCGGAAUGGCGACUUCCCUCCAUUUGACGCCCAACCAGUACAACUGGGCACUGUCAAUUUUCUUCAUUGGCUACGUUGUCUUCGAGACGCCCUCGAAUAUCCUGCUCCGUAAACUGAGCCCGCGGUGGUAUAUUCCCGCGCUAACGAUUAUCUGGGGUGUGAUCUGCGCCCUCUUUGCUACUGUCAAAAGUGCAUCCGGGCUCUUGGCUAUCCGCUUCUUCCUGGGCUUGGCGGAGGCGGGCUUCCUGCCCGGAAUCAUCUACUGGUUGAGCUGCUGGUACCCUCGCUCUGUGCUGGGCAGACGCUUCGGCGUGCUGUAUUCCACAGUAUCGCUUACUGGCGCCUUUGGUGGCUUGCUCGCUACCGCCAUCCAUUCCCUAGACGGUACCCAUGGAAUCGCCGGCUGGCAGUGGAUCUUCAUCGUCGAGGGCUGCAUAACCGCAGGCUUCGGGCUCAUCGCAGCAGUCGUGAUGUCAGCCUACCCUGCGACCGCCAAAUUCCUCUCGGAGGAAGAGCGGCGCGUUAUCAUCCUCACCAAUGAGACCGACCGCGCGGAGAAGGCCGCGGAAGGGUUCAACGGGAAGCAGAUCAAGUCCGCCUUCACCGACUGGCGCACAUACGUCUGGGCGCUCGUCUACAUCUCCAUCUACAUUCCCGUCUAUAGCGUCAUUCUCUCCCUUCCUUCCGUCGUCACCGGACUGGGCUACAAGGGCACACGGGCGACGCUGAUGGCGUGCCCACCAUACGGCCUUGGAUUCAUCAUCGUCCUACUCGCCGGGUGGUCCGCGGACAGAUACGGCCGCCUCUUCUACCACUACCUCGGCGCCGUCAUAGUCACCAUGGUCGCGCUCAUCGUCCUUAUGAUCGUCGAGAACCUGGUUGUGCGCUACAUCAUGUUCUUCUUCAUCAUGUUCAUGUUCAUCCCCGUGUCCAUCGUCUGGGUCUGGCUUACGGCGAAUCUCGCAGGCCCAAACAAACGCGCCGCCGGUAUGGGCCUCGUCUUCUCCGUCGGCAACAUCGGUGGUACGGUCUCAGGCCAGAUCUACCGCGCGGAGUGGGCACCGCGCUACGUUCAGGGCCACGCUAUCAAUCUCGCAUGUUACGUGAUUGCAAUCGUCGCGGGGACGACGCUUUGGUGGAGCUACAAGGCCGACAACCUUCGACGCGACCGCGCUGCUAACCAGACGGUGAAGCGGACGAAUCCGCUUGACUUAUCGGGAGAGGACCUUGGGGACCUGGGCGAUAGACAUGCUAGCUUUAGAUAUUAUCUGUAGAUUACAACCACGCAUAAAACGGACCCGCAGGGGGUCCGAUAACGAGACAC